Molecule: messenger RNA, 384 nt
Organism: Talaromyces amestolkiae
Lineage: Eukaryota; Fungi; Ascomycota; Eurotiomycetes; Eurotiales; Trichocomaceae
Exons: 1
Coding region: 1-384 (127 amino acids)
Source: RefSeq, a predicted model, not a curated record
AUGGACAGUUUCAAAUCCAGCCCGCUCUACCCUAUAGAGGAGGUGACCCCUCUUGAUCACCAGAUUUUACGUGUUGGAGGCUCUACAUCCACUCUGGAUCAACUUCCUUCACGUCUUCAACAAUCCAAAAGCCAAAGAUCUCUGGGCCUUAGGGACGAAUUGGAAGAGCUGGCGUACGAGAAUAGCUAUCUCAAGGCGGAGCUUGCAUGGAAUAAAGAGACGCGACAAGUGCUUAUGCGUCUACACGGCAGGACCCUCGAAGCUGUAUCCAGCUUGAGAGAAGCCUUGACCGAAACCACCUCCCAGCUGCGGCGUUGUGAGGAGAGAUAUUUAGAGCUCUGGGGAAUUGCACCUGGAUGUCAGAACCCCGAAGGGAUGAUCUAG